Molecule: messenger RNA, 4688 nt
Organism: Vespa velutina
Lineage: Eukaryota; Metazoa; Arthropoda; Insecta; Hymenoptera; Vespidae
Gene: Ripk5
Product: dual serine/threonine and tyrosine protein kinase-like
Exons: 6
Coding region: 867-3755 (962 amino acids)
Biological process (GO): protein phosphorylation
Molecular function (GO): protein kinase activity; ATP binding
Source: RefSeq, a predicted model, not a curated record
AACGUACUUGUGAAUCCUCACAAAUUCUGUGAUUAAUUAAAACGACCGCGCGUGUUCUUUUACUGUCGGAAACAGUCGAAGAAAACCGAACAUUGUCGAAUCAUUGCAGUCGACCAAUAUGCGUUGAUCGGUUAUCUUAUUCCGAACUUUUAGUCUUAUUGUUUUUAAACAAACGACAACGCGUGGUACCAACUUUUCUUCAUUUCUUUUCACCUUUUUCUUCUUCUCCUCUAUCUCUUCUACCACCUUCUUCUUCUUCUUCUCCUCCUCCCUCUCCUCCUCCUCCUCCUCGGGUAACUUAUUAAACCGACUGUCAAAGCUGAUGAAAACGUUUACGUGAUACUACGUAUUAUAUAUAUAUAUAUAUAUAUAUAUAUAUAUAUAAGUAAAUUUUUAUCUGACAACGAGAAAAAAGUGUAUUUAUAAAUAGGUUAUAUGAGUAACUCAAUUGUCACAGGAUAUAAUCUCAUGAAUAAUUUCUAUGUCGGUUGGAAAAAUAGAAAUUCUGAUUUAUAGUCGUGCCGACGGUACCACGUUUUCUCUCUCUCUCUCUCUCUCUCACUCUCUCUGUCUCUCUGUCUGUCUCUUUUCUACUCAUCUUCUCACAUGCGUAGAGUAAAAAAAAGAAAAAAAAAAAAAGAAGAAAAAAGAUUGUGUGAAUAAACAAAUAAAAUAUCUUUUAUGUUAUCAGCUAAAGUGAAAUAUAAUAUGAAAAGAGUUAUAUCAAAUAUUAUUAAAUUGUGUAGUUAAGAAAUGCGUAUGUUUUACAUUCUAAAACCGCAUUACUGUGAUAAGAUGCCUUUAAUUAAUCAUUCGAUGCUUUCCUGUAAACUUUCAAAUAAUAAAUUAAAAGGAAAGGUUUAAAAAUGGUAAGCAAAUUAUCACACGAAUUCAGAAGAUACCAACGUAAUCGUAAUCAAUUAAGGCACAUUUUAGAAGAGACUCAACAUGUGCUUGAAGCCAUUAAUUUAGAAAAUUUUUUCCCUGGAGAAAAUAUCAUUGAACAAUUAUUAUCGCCAUUAACUUUAAACAGAAUUGUACAUAUUUUGGAAAAUUCUCCAGCUAUAGUUGUAUUCGGUCAAGACAAUAAAUCUAAAGCAGCUUUAAUAAAUAAUUUAUUUUCUACUGAAGUAUUACCAGCGUCUAAUGGCUUAUGGAGGUGGAUCAAAUUUAGUCAUGGUCAUACGAAUCAUGCCAAUCUUACAUUGGGUCUUGAAUAUGAAGUUGUGGUAAAAUUGCAAGCGAAUGAAAAACCAUGGAGCACAAUUCCUAUAGAAGAUUUGACUAAAUCUGGAAAUGAAGAUAUUGUUUGUCCAACAGUGCUUGAAGUCAAACUCGAUUCAAAUAUAUUAAAGGAUGGCGUUCAAAUUUUUGUAGUUCCAAAUAAUGGAGCAGUUAAAAUUCUUGCAAAAGGAACCCUUGGAAUUUUACCAAUAUUUCUUUAUGCCUUGGGCGAUCAACCUUUAUCGGAACAACAGCUAGAAGAAUUAAGAGAUCUGAAAGAAACAUAUCCUUAUAAUCCUGUAUUAUUUAUAUCGUCGCUUGUAAAUAUUUCAUUAGAUACCAUUAAUGCAGGAUUGACAGAAUCGGAACAACAUAGACUUCAAAGUACAAUACCUCCAUGUGAUUCUAAUCUAUCUAAAGAUAAAGAUGAUGUUGACUUUGAUAAAAUAAAUUCUCUUGGAUUAACAUGGCUAGAUCAAUUAACUAAUUUAGGAUAUCUUGGAAUGGAAGAAUCUGUUGAAGUUGAUCAAUUAACAUGGUUAGUUGGUGGUCAAUAUGUUAGCUCUAGCAAUAUUAUAAACUCAUCCAAGAAAAUGGAUAGAAUUUUAUAUUUUAUUAAAGGUUGUCUUCAAAGUUAUCUUGUUAAUGCAAGUAAUUAUUUAAAUGAAGUACAUACAACCAGUUUACGUAAAUUUAUCUUAAGUGCUUUUGAUAUGGCACGUCAAAUUCAGAUUACUCCAAGGAGAAUACAAUAUGCUCAACAAAAGGAAAAUGAAUUGUAUGCUAAUCUGAUGAAAAUUGUUAACGAUAAACAAGAAGAAUUAAUGGAAUUAAUAGAAAAUAUCAUACAAGAAAUGAAAAAUGAUAUAUAUUUGUCAAAUGGAGAUUCACAACAAUAUCAAAACUUUCCUUUUGAUAAUAAUGAAAGAGCAGAAUGGUCAGUGACAGUACAAGCAGCCACCUCAGAAGUGCAAAGACUUGUACUUGGACGUUUGCGUGAAAAAGUAGCAAAGCAAUUGGUAAACUCUGUGAAAUGUUUGAGAGAAACAUUUAUAGGCACUUUACAACGGUGCUUAUUGAGUUUAGAAAAAAGUUAUGAUCAUGAAUCUUCUUUACUAGCUAGUGAUGCUUUGAAACAAAUACUUUCUGCAGCUUAUAAUGUAGAACUUCAUAAUUCUUCGCCGUCUCUUGUGCAUUCUUUUCUUGAAAGAUUACGGCAACUUUUUAAAUCUCUUCCUUUGCCAUGGACUCCUACUCCAACCUUGGAUGAAUCUUGGAGGAAAAAGGUUACUAUUGACGUUUUAAAUUCAUUAUCUGCAGCAAGAUUAUCAAAAACAAUUUCAAUGCAAUUCAGAGAUAAAUUAAAAUUGUCUCAUGAUGCAUUUCAAUCGGCCCUAAAGUCCCUUGAAAAUCAUUAUUCUGGAAAGUUAGAAAGAACUGAGGAACAAAGGAUAGCCAUUAGAAAGUGUCAUGCACCAAGAUUAGCUAGAUUAGCCUUAGAAUCCACGUCAAUGACUGAUGCUGUUCGUUUCGGUAUACCGCAUUAUGGUAAAGAAAUUGGUCGUGGUCAAUAUGGUGUAGUGUUUGCAUGCGAUGGUUGGGGAGGAGCUCCAGGACCUUGUGCAGUUAAAUCUGUUAUUCCACCUGAUGAAAGACAUUGGAACGAUUUAGCAAUGGAAUUCUAUUACACCAGAUCGAUACCAGAUCAUAAAAGAAUUGUGAAAUUAAGAGGUUCAGUUAUAGAUCAAACUUAUGGAAGUGGAUAUGGAUUAGGAACUGCAGUUCUAUUAAUUACAGACCGUUUAAGUAGAGAUCUAUAUUGUGGAAUACGAGCUGGAUUGUCAUGGUUAGAACGUUUGCAAAUUGCAAUUGAUGUCUUAGAAGGGAUACGUUAUCUUCAUUCUCAAGGACUUGUUCAUAGAGACAUUAAAUUGAAUAAUGUCCUCCUUGAUACUGAAAAUAGGGCAAAACUGACUGACCUUGGAUUUUGUAUCACCGAAGCUAUGAUGUCAGGAAGUAUUGUAGGAACACCUGUUCAUAUGGCUCCAGAACUUUUAUCUGGACAUUAUGAUAGUAGCGUCGAUGUAUAUGCUUUUGGCAUUCUUUUCUGGCACAUAUGUGCUGGACAUGUCAGAGUGCCAUAUACCUAUGAACAGUUUCAUAAUAAAGAACAAUUAUGGACAAGCGUAAAGAAAGGCAUUAGACCAGAACGUCUGCCACAUUUUGAUGAUGAGUGUUGGAAAUUAAUGGAACAAUGUUGGGCUGGAGAACCUUCUAAACGGCCACUACUUGGAGCAAUUCUUCCAGUGCUUGAAUCUAUUCAACAAAGAGCAGAAAGAGGCAAGUCCUUACAACAACUCAGCGAAUACAGGCUACAAGAAAAUUCCACAUCCGAAUCAGAAAAUCCUGCACUGGCACUAGCAGAACCUUAUAAUCAAAGGGGCGCCAUUGUUAGUCCUCCUACUGUUAAACAUAACAAAUUAUGCAGAAUCCAAGAGGUUGUAUCAACGCAAUGGAAUUUAAAAAGUUAAAACUUUUAAUACACUGAAGAGAAGACACUAAUUUAUCAUAAAAUCAAAUAAAAUAUUAAAGUUAUACUUCAAUAGUAUGAUUCUUAAUAUAGUUUUAUAAAAUGUUGAAAUAAAUGAAGAAAUCUAAAGAUCAUGCAAAAAUUUAUAAAAUUCAGGGAUACUCAUCUCGAUGAAGUGAUCUUUUAUUCUGUUACCUUCAUCGAGACAUAAUUUUAGCUGCAAAAAAGAUUUGCCAACUUUGUCCGAAUCACUAUUUGCUGCGGUUACUGAAAAAAAAUUAAUGUAAUAUUAUAAAACAAAUAAUAUAAUAUCAGUAUUUAUUAUUUAAACAUUUUACUAAUUAUAUUAAUUUCUGAUAGCAAGCACUAUUAUUUAAAAACUAUAUUUUUUUAUACUUCUUUCAAGUAACCUGUUUAUAUUAAAUAUAAUUUUAUAUAAACAUAACCAAAAAUGCAAUUAAUCAAUUAAGCAUUAAAAUGUUGUUGUUACAUUUAUAAUGUCAAUAUUAUAUUAUAUUAACGAUUUUUAUAAAUUAUUAUCAUCUACUGUGUUUGAGGUUAGUUAUUCUUACCACCGAAUCUCCAAGACACAUCAAGUAUUUUACUGAUCGUUUUUUCCAUUUUCUGUAAUAAAUAUUAAUUUUUCUAACUUAAUAGUUCUACACAUAUAAAAAUAGUCAUUAAGGAACAAAUAAAAAUGGAACUUAUUUAUAAGAGACAAAUUAGGAACAAUUCACUAUUGUUGGAUCAGUAUACGAUGACAUUCCAGAUAUAUACUAUUAACAUAAUAAAUAUAAUUAAUUACUAAUUAAGAAAAUAAAUAAUUAAUAAAUUAAAUUCGAAGAGAUGUGUCGUCCUUUCAAAAUAGUAUCUCAAGCUCUAAAAAUGUGACAUUAAAUAUUAUUUGUCACAGUACAUAUAUAUAUAUAUAUAU